Messenger RNA from Dendrobium catenatum, 1768 nucleotides. Its product is annotated as organic cation/carnitine transporter 3-like. Gene Ontology annotation, cellular component: membrane. The transcript has 2 exons. The coding region runs from base 16 to 1629 and encodes 537 amino acids. Gene Ontology annotation, molecular function: transmembrane transporter activity. The record is from RefSeq and is a predicted model, not a curated record. NCBI's taxonomy places the organism in Eukaryota, Viridiplantae, Streptophyta, Magnoliopsida, Asparagales, Orchidaceae. Gene Ontology annotation, biological process: transmembrane transport.
GCUAGAAAGAAAUUAAUGGCCGAUACCACCCCCUUACUCCCUCCCUACCCCACCACCUCCUCCUCCUCCUCCUCCGCCUCCUCCUCCUCCGCCUCCUCCUCCUCACACCAAAUACCUAAACCCUCCACCCACUCCAUCGACGAGGCCAUUGAAAGCCACAUCGGAGCCACUACCGCCGCCGCCCAACUCCUCCCCGCCUCCCUCGCCGCCCUUGCCUGGGUCUUCGACGCCCAACAAACUUUCAUCAACGUCUUCGCCGACGCUAUGCCACCCUGGCACUGCACUUCCCCUUCCUGCUCAGAAGCGGCCGCCGCUGCAGGCUCCUCCCCCUGCAACCUCCCCCCUUCAUCCUGGUCCUGGUCUCUCCCUCCUUACACCUCCACAAUCUCAUCUUGGUCCCUUCAAUGCUCCUCCCCCGCCCUCCUCGCCCUCCCUUCCUCCUCUUUCUUCCUCGGCUGCCUCACCGGCGGCUUCCUCCUAGCCACCCUCGCCGACUCCCGCCUCGGCCGCAAGAACAUGCUCCUCCUCUCCUCUCUUCUCAUGUCCCUCUCGGCCGCCCUCACAGCCGCCUCCCCUUCCCUCCUAGUCUACGCCGCCCUGCGCUUCAUCUGCGGCUUCGGCCGAGCCACAGUCGGCACGUCUGCCCUCGUUCUCUCCACCGAACUCGUUUCCCGGCGGUGGCGCGACCGCGUUAGUAUUAUUGGUUUUUUAUGUUUUACCAUUGGGUUUCUGUCGUUGCCGGGGAUAGCUUAUGUUGCGCGGGGAGAGUCUUGGAGGACUUUGUAUGUUUUGACUGCGGCGCCGGCGUUUGUCUAUACGGUGGUGGUUUAUUUUACGAUGAAGGAGUCGCCGAGGUGGUUGUUGUUGAAGGGCAGGAGGCUUGAAGCUAUUGAGACGAUCAAGAAGAUGACGGGUGGUGGCAAUAAAGUGAUUAAUUCCAGUUUCUCUAACUUGGCGUUCGUGGUUCCACAUGUUGGUGCAGACGAGGAGACCUCCGACAACAUCUUCGCCGCCGCCAAAACACUCUGGUAUAACCGUUGGGCUUUCCGGCGACUAACCGCUCUAAUGACCGUCAGCUUCGGCGUUGGCGUGGUGUACUACGGCAUGCCUCUCAACCUCGGCAACCUCUCCUCAAAUCUCUACCUAAGCGUUGCUCUCAACGCCAUCACCGAACUCCCUUCAUCCCUCCUCGUCUUCUGCCUCAUCAGCCACAUGAACCGCCGCAGCUCCACCCUCGCCUUCACGGCAGCUAGUGGCCUAUUCAGCCUAGCCUGCGCCGCUAAAGGCGGCCGCGGCGGGUGGCUAGAGAUGGCGGCGGAGGCGGAGUUAGCCGCGUUCUUUUCGGCGUGCACGGGUUUCAGCUUUGUGUUGAUAUAUAGCAUAGAGCUAUUUCCGACGUGUGUGAGGAAUUCGGCGAUAGCGAUGGUGAGGCAGGCGCUUGUGCUCGGCGGGGUGUUUGCGCCGGUGAUAGUGGCGGAGGGGAGGAGAAGGAGGGUCUUAUCUUUUGGGGUGUUUGGGUUGGCGAUUGGGUGCUGUGGGGUGUUUGCGGCGUGCUUGCCGGAGACGAGGGGGAAGGUGUUAAGUGAUACGAUGGAAGAGGAAGAGUGUGCGGGUGCAUGUGGUAAUUAAUUACUGCGCUUUUUGGGUUUUUUUAAUUAUUUUUGUUAUUGUUGGGAUUGUUGACUGUCGCUUUUCCUUGCAUUAAUUUGAUCUUUUUUGCAUUAAUCGUAGAUUCUUGCAUUAAUGAUUUUGUGGAUUUUAUAUUGAA